UACGCUCGCCUCAUUUGCUACGCGUCCGCCCAGCACGUGUGACUCCUGUUCCUCCGCGCAGUAAUCGGUUGCGCGCGCGGCGUCUCUCCAGCCUCUCCAUCAGCGCGUACGGCACGCACACGUCCAUCAGCUCCCGGACCCAUCACGCUAACGAGAAUCCAUUAAUAUCGGACCGAUCGCCAUGGCGGAGGAGUAUCUAUACGGAAUCACCCUCGAAGGGCCGAACUCUACUGAGGUAUGGGACCCGGAACACAAGAACGAUGACUUGGACGGCACGAACCAGCACAUGGGCGCCGACCAGAAGCUUAUCAUUAAAAUGGCGCUCUUGGGACCAGAAGCCAAACCUGGAGAGCUCAAUGUGCUGCAGGUUGAGGCAAUGGGAUUAAAGGGACCCAUCAAGACGCCAAUUGCUUUAUUGGAAAUGGGAAAAACGUCGCAAAUCAUUCUUGAUCUUAGUUUCCCUGACCCUCCUGUCACAUUCACAUUGGUUAAUGGCAGUGGGCCUGUUCAUAUAGUCGGACAUAACCUUCUUGGUGCGCACAUCGAAGAGUUUGACGAUAUAGAUGAUGAUAUGGAAGAAGAAAAUAUCGAUGAUGAGGAAGAUGAAAAGAAAUACCGGUUUCAGGCUCCGCAAAUGAAACGAAAGCUUUCCGCAGAGGACCCUGAUGAUGAAGAUGAUGAAGAUGACGAACCUAAGAAGAAAAACGCCAAAUUGACAACUGCAGCCAAAUACAAAAAUCAGGCUAACAAGAACAAGAAAAAAUAAACAUGAGCCUUAAAAUUAUGAAAAUACAAUAAACUUUUAAGUUAGGAUAUUAAACUUAAGUCCGUCAUUGUCAUCCGCAUUUGUGCGAACUAGUAUCAUUUCAUGAGGGCCUUGCCCUUUUCAACUCAUUUCAUUAUCAAAUAACAAAGGUUGCCUUCCACUUUUCUAGGAACACAACUGGGCCAUCGAGAUUUUUAUAUAAAAAAAGAUAAUUAUGGUGUGAUCUUUAAGUGAUCUAUCACAACUGGCUAAUUCGUGUAAAAAGGAUGAUUUUUAGGUUAUGUCAAAAAAGUAUUGCAUACUUAUUUAACAGAUAUAGAACAGUACUUUCAGUGCUGUGAUUAAUGCUUUUUUUUUUUUAAGUGGGAUUAUUAUAAUAACACGAGUAUCUAUUCACAAGUAAAUUAUUUGAAAUGUACAUUUGAGUACUUUUUUAAGAAAGUAAAUAUUAUUUUUCUAUAGCUGUAACUUCCCUACUUAUUCAGGGGGGAAGUAUCCUACAAUUACGUUGAAAUAUAUAGGGAAAAUUUUUAAACGCAGUAGGAUUAUAUAUAUAUAUAUAUAUAUAUAUAUAUAUAUAUAUAUAUCUUCAACACGAUCUUAUCAAUUUGAUUUUACCACAAUGACUGCAGUUUGAACCGUGUUAUAACGCGUUUCUCAAAACUAAUGUUUGAAUAAUUUUGGCCCAGUUCUUACUGCGAAAUUUGUGGAAAGCUAAUAAACAGAUAUACAAUCCUAGAUAGCACAAGCUUUUAAAAGACAUCUUUUGAAAGUUCGUGUUGUCUGGUGUUAUAAAUUUUCUUUCUGUCUCCUCCGAGAUCGUGUUCAUAUCGACGCACUUCCAGAAAUGCGAAAAUAUAUUAUUCUAACGUAGCCGUAUAAACACGAUUUGAAAAUAGUCUCCUGUAAGAAAUUGCGUGUAAGGCUCCUUUGUAACUAAUUAUUUUCGUGUGUACAAGAUGGGGAAAGGAUUAAUAAUCAUUCGGAUGGAUUCUCUACUUCAGAAUCUCACUUAUGCCUGUAAAAAUAUCAGCAUGACGAAGAAGAAAACAUACACGUAUGUCAUCUCAACAUUCAUUCCAUUUGAUGAAAAGUAAUAGAAAUGGGGGUUACAGGUGUACCGGGUAAAGAAAUGUUCUUACAUCAGCGUCAUACGCGACUGAAGCAUAUGCGAUGCGUGCAGCAAGAUACGCGUACGGAUCGAGUAGUCUGUACACCUAGUAGUCUGUACACCUAUUUUGUACAUAUACGAUACAAUAAAAAAUUUCACAACUUUUAAUCCGUA
Odontomachus brunneus is the source of this 2051-nucleotide messenger RNA. Its product is annotated as nucleoplasmin-like protein. The transcript has 6 exons. Gene Ontology annotation, biological process: chromatin remodeling. The coding region runs from base 182 to 766 and encodes 194 amino acids. NCBI's taxonomy places the organism in Eukaryota, Metazoa, Arthropoda, Insecta, Hymenoptera, Formicidae. Gene Ontology annotation, cellular component: cytoplasm; nucleoplasm; nucleolus. Gene Ontology annotation, molecular function: histone binding; chromatin binding; RNA binding. The record is from RefSeq and is a predicted model, not a curated record.